Molecule: messenger RNA, 2282 nt
Organism: Chanos chanos (milkfish)
Lineage: Eukaryota; Metazoa; Chordata; Actinopteri; Gonorynchiformes; Chanidae
Gene: c1r
Product: complement component 1, r subcomponent
Exons: 9
Coding region: 96-1631 (511 amino acids)
Biological process (GO): zymogen activation
Cellular component (GO): blood microparticle
Molecular function (GO): serine-type endopeptidase activity; calcium ion binding
Source: RefSeq, a predicted model, not a curated record
AAUGACGCAGUGACCAAACAGGCUAAAAACAUUACACCUACUUUAAAAGUUUAGAUGAAAAUCUCCACUCAGUCAAGUCUGGACGUCACAUUACAAUGAUGGGCUGGAGACAUAUCAUCUGUGUGUUGUGUGUGUGUGUGAGUGUGUGUUUCUGUGAGUCAUCACUGUCUGGGAAGGUGCAUUCCCCCCUGUACCCCAAAGCCUACCCAAGCGAUCUGUUUGUACAAUGGAAGCUGGAGGUACCGAAAGGCUACCGUAUUCAGCUGACAUUCAUCCACUUCGAUGUGGAACCUUCGAAUAACUGCUGCAAUGAUUCAGUCAUGGUUCUAUAUGGUCAGAAAAUUCUUGGAAAGUACUGUGGCCAGGAUAAUUCUGCCAAUGGCCAAGACCCAGGCAAAGAACCCAUCUUAUCUCCUGGCAACCACCUUCAGCUAGUUUUUCAGACAGAUGGUUCAAACGCAGGCUCUCAGCAGCACCUGGGUUUUUCUGCUUUCUACCAGGCCGUAGAUGUGGAUGAGUGCUCCUCUCCCAACCCAGAAGGUGGGAGUGGUCCUCUCUGCUCCCAAAUUUGCCUCAACACCAUAGGCUCCUAUUUUUGUGAUUGUAACCAUGGCUACCAACUGCAGCCCGACCAACGCACCUGUCUGUCGGCCAUUGACUGUGAUGAGCCCAAACUGCUACCAAAUGGGGGUUUUCGGUUUCUCUCCGACUCUCAGAACCAUUCUGUGAUUCAGUACCACUGCAAUGAACCGUACUAUGCCUUUCCUGGUGCACAGAACAUUAGUUAUACCUGUGCUGCAGAUGGGAAGAGGACAGUAAAUGAUCACAAUGACAUCAUCAUCCCUCCGUGCCUUCCAGUGUGUGGGAAUCCCAGUGGAAUCCCAGGCAGUCGUCAGAGGGUGUUGGGAGGUAAGAACGCUCCAGCAGGAACAUUCCCUUGGCAAGUCCUCCUGAGCGUUACUGGGCGUGGAGGUGCCAUAGUUAUCGGUGAACAAUGGAUCAUGACUGCAGCCAAUAACCUUGUGUCUGGAAGUGGAGUCACACCAAAGGAAAGUGUGAGGUUGUAUGUUGGACACAAUGAUGUAAAAGAACGGAUAAACAAUCCUCCUCUUGAAAUCGCAUCUAUACAUAUUCACCCCCAAUAUCAAGGCAACAACAACUUCGAUAACGACAUUGCCUUGAUUAAGCUUGCAAGACCUCUUACUUUCAACUCUGAAGUUCAGCCCUUGUGUCUACCACCAGAGGGCGCCAAAUAUGAACGCAGCGGGUGGGUGUCAGGCUUCGGGUACACAGAGGAAAUGAGCAUCUCUAAUGAGCUCAGAUACAUAGUGCUCCCCCUAGUGGAUCAGACAGAAUGCCGCAACUCCUUCGAAAGACUGAAGCAACAGAAAAUAGAGGUCAUGCCCUUCACUGACAACAUGUUCUGCGCUGGUUUAACUGAAGGUGGAGCGGACACAUGCAGUGGUGACACUGGCUCAGCUUUUGUGUUAAAAGACAGAGAAAGUGACCGGUAUUGGGUUGCUGGUAUCGUUAGCUGGGGAAUCCAGUGUGGUGAAAAAGGCAGAUACGGUGUAUACACCCGCGUCAGCCGUUAUGUGGAGUGGAUAAACAAGAUCAUGAGAGAUAAUUAGCAACCUGCAUUAAGGGGUCAUUAAAAGUCCUGUAACAUCUGAAUCUCUUUAAAGAGAACAAUGCCUCCACGCAACACUAUGAAUUACAUUAAAAAAUAAAAUACAAUAUUCCCUCCUUUUGCUCUCACUCUCAUUAUACUCUCUCCCUUCUAAGUGCACAUAGUGACUGAUUAUAAUGGCUCACCUCCAACCAUAUACACAAGUCGAACUCUCUUGUUCUUCCCCUCUGCACUUCUUCACUGGCGUCACAAAAGUGUUGCAUGUUGCAAGAGUGCACAAACAAAGCUUUUGAACAGACCGUCAUUGACUGUUCUAUACAGUGGCAUCUGAGUGAUUUCUAUCUCAUUGGUUUUAAAAGAUGUAAGAACGACAUGUGAUUGGAAACCUGUGUCUGUUGAAUGUUACGGGCAUGAGCACCUGAUACACGAACCUUACGAGAGAUGGUGUCACUCCUUUGGUUUGUGUGACCCAUCCCACAGAGAAACGUUUCUGUGUUGUCCACACUUGAAUGGAGGAAAAAAAGAUGGCUUUUCUGAUGUUGAAUUAUGGGCUGUUAACUAUGCAGCUUUGUCCUUCCAAGAUAAAGUGCCGAUUGGGGAUAGUAUUGAAACGUGGUCAAUGUUAUGCAAAAUAAAACACAAUUUCAAUUUG